AUUCUUCAGCGCACAAAAGUGUGUUUGCUCACGUUUCAGUACUUUUCGUGUGACGGUGGACGAAGAGGAUCUCUCCUCGGGCGAGACUCUGUUAUCAGCCCAGCUGCUGGAGCUGGAGCGCAAUGGAACUCAUCCGACCAAUACACUAAUCGCGCCAAGUGCCCUCUCCGCAUCUCCCGGGUGUACUGUACAGGUGUAGACUACAGCUCAGCACAGCUCAGCAGUCUACUAAGUCGGGCCCUUUCUGUCGGUCGUCGUAGGGGGAGAGGCAGGGAAAGGAACUCUCUGUUGUUGUUAUACUGGACGGCUAGAGUACUCCGGCAUCGGUUGGGAAGUUUUGUUCAGUAUUUAAGCGGCCGCGUUCCGGCGAAGGUCAGCAGUUGCCGAACGUACUACGGACAAAGGAUCCAGCUGCCGUCGUCGCCUUCUCUCAGGAAUUCAGGAUUUGGACACAGUCCCUUCUGUUAAUCAACAACAGCAAUGGAUCGUUGAUCGUCGACAGGAUCGCGUGUCAUUCGUGUGUGAAUUAAUAACUCUAGAGUAGUUGGUUCGAAUCAAACCCCCAUCUAGUUGAAAGUAAAUUUAGCAUUCGCGAAAGUUACGUGACCCUCAGAGCGGGAGCCAACGAUGAAUAGCCAGCGGAGAUUGGUGCUAAGUGGGCUUUUGUGUGUCCUAAUCUGUGAUAUAGGCGGAGUGAUCGGCGGGGUGUUUCGAUCGCCCAACAGUGACGACGCCCUCUUCUGGCGGCAGCAGGCCGAAUCCUACCUGAAGCGGAUCCUCCAGUAUGAACCGAAUCGACGCCAGGGCGGGGCUGGCGUUGCGCGGAACGUGAUCAUCUUCGUCGGCGAUGGGAUGGGCAUUGCGUCGCUCAGUACCGGACGGAUCUACAAGGGUCAACUGGCGGGGCGGUCCGGCGAGGAGGAAGUGCUGAGCUUCGAUCACUUUGAGAAUACGGGCUUCUCGAAGACGUACAACACGGACCGGCAGGUACCGGAUUCGGCCGGUACGGCAACGGCCAUGUUCACCGGGGUGAAGACCAAGUACGGGUUCAUCGGGGUGGAUUACUCGGCAACGGCGACGAACGAGGUGGCGGCGAGCGUGUCGAACAUCAUGGAGUGGGCGCAAGCUGCGGGGAAACGAACGGGGAUCGUGACGACCACUAGGGUAACGCAUGCGACUCCGGCGGCUACUUUUGCGCACUCCUUCGACAGGAACUGGGAGUGUGAGGCUAAGAUUCCGGCUAACGUGAGGAACAAAACCAAAGAUAUUGCUCGGCAGCUGGUGGAGAACGCUCCGGGAAAUAAGAUGAACGUGAUCAUGGGUGGCGGAAGGUCUGCCUUCGGUGCGGCCAUUCCGGAGCACUUGAAGACAGCGUUCAAAUUCAAUGGGUCGAUGGAGAAGACCUGCGUCCGAGAGGAUGGCCGUAACUUGGUGAAGGACUGGUUGGUGAGUAAAAACGGGUCGGAGGCGGCUUACGUAUGGAACACGGCCGAACUGAUGAAUGCCGAGGUAGAUGAUCUAGACUACCUCAUGGGGCUGUUCGCUGAUACACACAUGUCGUACGAACGCGUACGGGAUACAAGUGAAGGCGGAGAACCCUCGCUAGCGGACAUGACUGAGAAGGCCAUCAGAGUGCUGAAGCGAAAGCACUCUAACGGAUAUGUGUUGAUGGUUGAAGGCGGAAGAAUCGAUCAUGCUCAUCAUCAAAAUCAUGCACACUUGGCAUUGAGAGAGGUCGUUGAAUUGGAUCGAGCUGUGGAGCGAGCGUUGGGCAUGGUAGACUUGGAUGACACGCUCAUCAUGGUCACGGCUGAUCAUUCGCACUCAAUGACCUUCAAUGGUUACCCGGAUAGGGGCAACGACAUCCUUGGUUUCGCCAACCGUCCGGACAAGCUACCGUACGAAACGAUCACAUACGCGAACGGUCCGGGCUUCCAAACGCAUCGCAUCAACGACAGUUCCGACCAGCCAUCCCACCUGGGCACCUGGAUUCCGGUGGAAACCAUGAACCGAUCUGCCAUGGAUUAUCGCCACAUGUCGGCAUUCUAUAUUGGAGACGAAACGCACGGCGGGGAAGAUGUGGCCGUGUUUGCCAUCGGACCGGGAUCCAGUCUGGUUCGGGGAACGUUUGAGCAGAACUACAUUGCCUACGUGAUGAGCUAUGCCGGGUGCAUGGGACCGGCCAAGCGGUUUAAUGCAGAAUGCUUUAGCAAAGCACGGGUGCCAUCGGGUGCGACGGAUACCGUCAGUAGUGCGUCCUCUCAGUUGUUGAUCAGUAUUGUAUUUUUAGCGGUAGCGAAGCUGUGCUACCUUUUCUAAUCUAAAUGUUAGCCAAAUCUUAGCUAGUUCUAGAUGCGUUAAGCAUUCAAAUCUGUAAAUACUUCAAUAGGGAAAUUAUUGUUGAAAAUUG
Messenger RNA from Aedes albopictus (Asian tiger mosquito), 2410 nucleotides. RefSeq names its product alkaline phosphatase 4-like. Gene Ontology annotation, biological process: dephosphorylation. The record is from RefSeq and is a predicted model, not a curated record. Bases 628 to 2319 code for a protein of 563 amino acids. Gene Ontology annotation, molecular function: alkaline phosphatase activity. NCBI's taxonomy places the organism in Eukaryota, Metazoa, Arthropoda, Insecta, Diptera, Culicidae. The transcript is spliced from 3 exons.